AUGAAAACAAACAAUAAAGCUACUACCGUUUCAUAUUAUCAUGAUGAAGCUUACACCGAUGAAGAUCCUGAGCACGACAUUUUCGAUUAUGAUUAUGAUAUUAAACAUGACUACUUCGACGUUGCAAGAAGAGUAUACACCGGGCUCUGUACUUUCGGGUUCUUAAUCAACUUGGUACAUAUGGUGAUUCUUACCCGAAAAGAACUACGUACCAACUUGGUGUACAUCGUGAUGAUCGGAAUUUGUAUAUGCGAGCUGACUCAGUCGUUUACCACAAUUUUAAGCUAUUUCAUGACUUUGGGUAUUGUAUACAGAAUUGAGAACGUUUGCGGUUUGGCAUAUUUUCAUGUGAUGAUUGAUGUGCUGGCGACUACAUUUCAGUAUUUGAGCAGAAGAUGUGCAAGCAUACUCGGACUGUUUCUAGUAGUAUUUCGAACAUGUUCUAUUAUUUUUCCAAUGAGCAGUGCUAUCGACUUUGUGAUGCGACCUAAAAUCGGAUGCCUGCUUGUUCUAACUGUUACCAUUAUGAGCAGCGCAUACAGUUUUCUCUAUUUUUCCCGCGCAAAAAUUGUUAAAGAACGCGAGUGUUAUUUACACGAAAGAAGUACCUAUGUUUUAUACACCCAUGAAAAUAGCAACAAAGAGAUGCAAUUCCAACUAAUGGACGGAUAUAUUGCUAUGGUUGUCUGUUUUUUGUACAUUAUUGUGGCUGGUACGCUUAUCUUCCAAUUGCAAAAAGCUAAACAACGGCGGAAAAAUUUGAAGGCUGAAAAAUCUACUUCUACGUCUGGUCUGAUUUUAUUGAUGGCUACGACGGCUUUCUUUUCAGAAACUAUCUACGGAGUAUUUUACUUCUUGGACUAUUAUGUAUAUUAUGACAAGGUUUUUGAUAACUCAAUGUUCCAAUAUUUGGAUUCAUUUGUGCUGAUAUUGAUGCUCGUGAGCUCAUUCACACACUGUUUCACAUGUUUUUUGAUGUCUUCACAAUAUCGACAAACUGCUAAAAAUUUGUUUUGGCGGACAACUGAGAAAAGUAGAAAAACAAAGGACAUUACAAUAACUCAUGUACAUUCGGUAGCAAAGAACACGUCGAAUAAUUAA
This is a messenger RNA of Caenorhabditis elegans, 1101 nucleotides long. It is a transcript of the gene srw-8, whose product is annotated as G-protein coupled receptors family 1 profile domain-containing protein. The transcript is spliced from 4 exons. Gene Ontology annotation, cellular component: membrane. Gene Ontology annotation, molecular function: G protein-coupled receptor activity; G protein-coupled peptide receptor activity. NCBI's taxonomy places the organism in Eukaryota, Metazoa, Nematoda, Chromadorea, Rhabditida, Rhabditidae. The coding region runs from base 1 to 1101 and encodes 366 amino acids. The record is from RefSeq and is marked reviewed. Gene Ontology annotation, biological process: signal transduction; G protein-coupled receptor signaling pathway.